Messenger RNA from Plasmodium gonderi, 1434 nucleotides. RefSeq lists its product as hypothetical. The record is from RefSeq and is a predicted model, not a curated record. The coding region runs from base 1 to 1434 and encodes 477 amino acids. The transcript has a single exon. Lineage: Eukaryota; Apicomplexa; Aconoidasida; Haemosporida; Plasmodiidae.
AUGCAUUUACUCUAUUUGAAUAGACUCCUACUGUACUUUUUAAUUAGUUUUCUUUACUUGAGUUUGUCACCAAAUCAUAGUUUACUUUUGGAAGGUAGGAAAAUUGUAACAUUGAACAAACAACAACCUGUGCAUGUAAUAAACCCUAUACAAAGUGAAAUAACAAACAAUUCAUAUAAAUAUAAAUUAUUAAGAAAACUGAAUUUUCUUUUUUUUAAAAAAAAUGAGAAUAAAUAUGAAAUGAAAAAUUUGGAAAAUGUUCCUCUUUUUGUUGUAACCAACGAAUUUGACGAGGCAAUUUUGUCGUUUAAUGUAGACUAUAAUAAGGAUGAAAAGGAGAGUAAAAAAAAAAAUGAAAAAAGAGAAAACAAGGUUAAUGUAAAACCUAACCUUGACACGAAUUCAAGUUACAAUCACCGUAACGAUUCCCAUGAGGAACAUUCUAUCUCUUGUGGGGACAAUCAACACGACUACACAUUUUUCGAAAAAAGUGACCAUAACAAAGAGGAACUAUUCCCAUUGAUAAAAUUUAAUCAAAACAGAAGAAGAGAAAUAAAUUUAGACAAUGUACACAACUAUAACACCUUUGGAAUUUUUUUUUUUGAUUUGAAAACUGCUGAAGCUUACAAAGAUGACAUUUUACAUUUAUAUAAUAAAAAUCUAAAGGAAAAAAAAAAUAAUAAGCUUUUCUUUGGAACCAAGAUAAAAUUAACCAACUUAAAAUAUUUUCUCCAGCUAAAAGAUUCCCACAGUUCUCGAAUCGAUUUUGUCUUAAUACCUCACUACAACCAAUUACAACAUGUGCUGAAAAAUAAAAAGGUUUUUUAUGGCACCCCUGUAUACUAUAUUAAUAAGAUAAUUCUCCACAAAUCUGUGAUUAAAAAGAGUUUUUAUGAGUUAUUUUUUCCACACAAUUUAAAGAAAAAAGUUCAGGUUGAGUUGUAUCCAAGCGUUUUUUUGACGUACACGCUUCAGAGGGCAGAUGGACAAAGUCUAAAGGAACUGAACGAUGGGACGAAAGAAUAUAAAUUGAUUGAUCGAGAUACUCUCAUCAUACAGCUAGAAACGAAAGACGGGAAAAAAUACAUUCCCAUUUUCUUCUCAUUUGAGCAAGCCUACCAAUUUUACAAAAUUUUUUUAGACAAUUUCAAAAGUCACUUUCACGAAUACUGUCUUCCCAAACCAAACAUCAGUUUAAACUCAUUUGAGAAUUUAUUAACUAUGUUAAAAAUGGCCAAUGAGAAUAAAAUUCAUCCAUUUUAUAACAUUUUUUUUGUACCCAUGACCACCUCCUAUGAUGACAAACUGAUUGAUAAGGAGACUAACAUUUUCAUCUUUUACGCGAAAAAGCUUUUCCAGAGAAUUAAUUAUGACUUGUUCAGGUCGUUCAGAAAAAACAUGAACUAUUUAAUAUCGGAUUAUUUGUACGAUUAG